GGUACGAAUAUUCGGACGUCCAAGUCAACCGAUCACAGCUUUUCCACAGCGACCUAUCAACAGUGGAUUGGUACCAUGCCAGACUCCGGCAAGAUUAAAUAUAAACUUUGGUCCUACACACCGUCAACUGCGGGCGGAGCUAUCGCGUGCAUUGUCUUUUGCAUCCUUACAUUAUUGCAUUGUUUCCGCCUUUUCAAAAAUCGAACAUGGUUCUGCAUCCCGUUCGUUAUUGGCGGCAUCUUCGAGACAAUCGGCUACGCAGCUCGUGCAGCCGCCCACACAAACCUGGACAACAAAACCCCUUACAUCAUCCAAUCAGUCCUCAUCCUCAUCGCGCCCAUCCUCUUCGCCGCCUCCAUCUACAUGAUCCUCGGCCGCCUCAUCCAUCGCACCAACAGCGCAACCUACUCGCUCGUCCGCGCCACCUGGGUCACCAAGAUCUUCGUCACGGGCGACAUCCUCUGCUUCUUCGUGCAGUCCGGCGGCGCGGGCAUGCUUGUCCAAGCCAGUGACAACAAAGGCGUCAAGCGCGGGGAGAACGUCAUUCUCGGCGGCCUGGUCCUGCAGAUUCUCAUCUUUGGGUUUUUCGUCGCGGUCGCGGCAACGUGGCAUAGGCGGUUGAGUACUAAACCGACCUCGAGGAGCGCAGAUGUGCCGUGGACAAGAUAUAUUUGGUUGCUGUAUGCGGCGAGCGCGCUGAUCACCAUUCGUAAUUUGUGCCGUGUGAUAGAGUAUGCGCUUGGACGGGACGGUUAUCUUGUCACGCACGAGUGGCCGCUGUAUUUGUACGACUUCCUGAUGAUGGCGCUUACGCUUGUUGUCUGUGUCGCGUGGUACGAUCCGAACAUCACGCGUAUGAAGCAGGAUAUUGAGAUUGGUAUGAGCGGCUAGGAUGAGGGCUGUAGCAUAGACGGUAAUAGAGGU
This is a messenger RNA of Paraphaeosphaeria sporulosa, 924 nucleotides long. RefSeq names its product RTA1 like protein. The transcript has 3 exons. Lineage: Eukaryota; Fungi; Ascomycota; Dothideomycetes; Pleosporales; Didymosphaeriaceae. Bases 76 to 891 code for a protein of 271 amino acids. The record is from RefSeq and is a predicted model, not a curated record. Gene Ontology annotation, cellular component: membrane.